UCCAGUAUGGCGGCGCUUGUUGCGGAGGAGGGCAACUUACUAUAAAUUGCCCGUCAUUUAACACAGAUAGUUUGGAGUGCUUUAUUUACUUCGUUGGGGUCUUCAUUUGGACCGGCGGGGACGGACUUCGGUGAAAACCCGUAAACUAGCCCGAGUUUUGUGGGGGGGAAAGAGGAGAUUUAAGAACAGAAACGCUGCUGUUGCGACGGAGAGUCGAUUCCGAGUCUAUUAGCACAGGCUGCUUGCUAAGCUAGCGCUAAAGCUAGAACGCGGCUAGCUAACGGGAUAGCCGCGCGGAUUUGAGUGAGUAUCUCAAGGAUUAAGUAGUUCACGACUUGUAGUGUGACGGCUGGGACAACACACUAAGUACGUUAUUUAGGAACGUAGGAUUGUUAACGCUGAACUUUACUACCUCACAGGCUCAGCUCUGUUUAAUCGAGUUAACUACUUUCCAAACGCUAGCGCUCUCGUGCGCUUAGCUUAGCUAACAUGCCUACCAAACACUUCAUUCUGUAUGCGUGGCCUGGUUGAGCAUUUAAAUCUGUCCCUGGUAGUCGUGAAUCUGUUUAGAGGCUGGUUUGUGUGUGUGUUUAUAUCAGAGCAGAGAUAGUAACCUCAUCGCUUGGCCUUCAAAUCGUGCUUAUGAAUCAUUUUUAGUGAAAACGAACCGACUCGCGAACCGAGCCAACAGGUUUACCAGGCGCGAGACGCCUCACGUUUAUUUAACAGGCUUAUCAGGUUGUUUUUAGGGGGUUCAUGUUGAGAUUUCCGAAGAAGCUGGGAUCGUGUACGGAUCGUGAGUGUUGCUGUGAUGUUUGUAAGUUGGUUAGAUUAACGUUUUCAUGCUUAAAGGCGAUGCAAAGUUUGGAUUUCGUUUGACAUCAUGGUGGAUUUGGAAAUCGGGAUUGCAAGAAGAAGGAGGCUCGUAGAGGACAUUAUGUAGUCGGUUUAUUUGGAAACGCCGCCAGUUUUUCUGCACCGCUUAUUAUUUUUAUAGUUUGUAUCUAUAUAUAUAUAUAUAUAUUUAUGUGUAUAUAUGAUGCACAAUUAUUUGGGAUCCGCGAGCAAAACGCGACGUCGGCUCCUUUAUUCUUAAAUAAUAAUAAUUAAAAAAAAAACCUAGACAGUAGUGUCAGAUCAGAAGGUGUGUCACUCUGGAUCAAGAAGCCCUGCCUUUCUCCUCUGGUUGGAGUAAUACACUGAAGUCGUCAUCAAUGCCUUCGGCGCUGGCUGUGUUCACCUGCCGCCCGAACUCGCACCCGUUUCAGGAGCGUCACGUCUACCUGGACGAGCCGGUGAAGAUCGGGCGCUCGGUCGCGCGCUGCCGCCCGGCCCAGAACAACGCCACCUUCGACUGCAAGGUGCUCUCCAGGAACCAUGCCCUCGUCUGGUUCGACCACAAGACAGGCAAGUUUUAUCUCCAGGACACCAAGAGCAGCAAUGGGACCUUCAUCAACAGCCAGCGGCUGAGCCGGGGCUCCGAGGAGAGUCCCCCGUGCGAGGUGCUCUCCGGCGACAUCAUCCAGUUUGGCGUGGAUGUCACAGAGAACACACGCAAAGUCACGCAUGGCUGCAUAGUGUCGUCCAUCAAACUCUUCCUUCCAGAUGGCAUGGAAGCACGACGGCGAUCAGAUGUCAUUCAAGCACCACUACCACUACCUGUUGAUAAGGUUGCCGCAAAUACGCCCAGUAUGUACUCUCAGGAACUGUUUCAGCUGUCCCAGUACCUGCAGGAGGCCUUACACAGGGAGCAGAUGCUGGAGCAGAAGUUAGCUACGCUGCAGAGGCUCCUGGCCAGCACACAGGAGGCCUCUGAGAGCAGCUGGCAGGCUUUAAUAGACGAAGACCGGUUACUCUCAAGAUUGGAGGUGAUGGGGAACCAGUUGCAGGCGUAUUCAAAAAACCAAACGGAGGACGGUAUCCGAAAGGAGCUUGUCGCCUUAACGGAGGACAAACUCAAUUACGAGACUACAGCCAAAGAGUCCCUGAGGCGGGUACUUCAGGAGAAAAUCGAGGUGGUUCGGAAGCUGUCCGAAGUGGAGCGGACUCUCAGUAACACAGAAGAUGAAUGUACGCACCUGAAGGAGAUGAACGAGCGAACUCAGGAGGAGCUGAGAGAGCUGGCCAACAAGUACAACGGAGCUGUGAACGAAAUUAAGGAUCUCACUGACAAGAUCAAGCUGGCUGAAGGCAAGCAAGAGGAGCUCACGCAAAAAGGCCAGAACGAAAAGAAGGAGCUGCAGCUGCGAAUCGAGGAGAUGGAAGAGAAAGAGCAAGCACUUCAAGCUCGGAUCGAGGCACUACAGGCAGACAACGACUUCACCAAUGAGAGGCUCACAGCUCUUCAAGUCCGGUUAGAGCAACUACAGGAGAAAAGCAUAAAGGAAAACAACAGUUUAGACCACUUUCUUUUAAAGAGUGGAGGGGACUGCACUUUAAUCCAACAGUUCAUUGAGUGCCAGCCCGUGAAGCAGCUGAAAGGAGCCGUGGAUUCUUCCAUUCACAAACUGUCCAACUUUGACGAGGUCAUAGAUGCACAUCUUCAGAACAACCAAGCAGAUGACAACAGUUUCACCAGUCCAGAGAAACUUAAAGUGGUGUCUUCCAACCUGCCCACAGAAAAUCAGAUAGAUGCUAAAGAGUCUGAUAUGUCAGACACACUGAGCCCCAGCAAGGACAAAAGCAGUGACGAUACCUCAGACGGCCAAAUGGACGAACAGGAGCUGAAUGAACCACAAAACCGAGUUGCCCUGCUUAAAGAUGAGCUGCAGAGGGCCAACCUUGUCCCUGGAGACACGGAGCAGGUCAUCCACCAGUUGCGUAGCGAGCUACUGGAGGCACAGGAGCUCGCCAACACUGGCAAGCAGAAAUGUCUCGAGCUACAAGCUCUGCUUGAAGAGGAGAGGAGAACCAACAGGCAGCAGACUGAGGAAUCAUCUAAACAGAUCCAGUACCUGCAGAGCCAGCUCGCCAAGCUACAGUCAGACAUGGAGGCCCUGCGCGAGCAGAGAGAGAACACCAUCUCCAAUACCCGGGAGGAACUCUACAGCGCCCAGGAGGAGGUGCUCGUGCUCCGCCAUGCCAUGGAAGCGGCCACAGCAGAAAGGGAGCGCGACAUCGCUGCCCUGCAGGGAGACCUCAUCACCGUCACGGCUGAACUCGACAAGUGGAGAAAAGCAGCGUCCAACUAUGAGCUAGAGAUCAGCACCCUGCAGGAGAACUUCAAGCUGCAGAGCCAGCACCAGGAGCGAGCCUUACAGCUACAAGGGGAGCUGGAUAAGUUGCAGGCCGAGUGCUCAACCCUGCAUAGAGAGUGCGAGUCUCUGCGCUCGGAGAAAGUAACUCUGCUGGAGAAACUGCACAGGCUGGAGGUGGAGCUCAGCAGCUCCAGAGAGCAGAGCGCAACUCUCAGUAGCAACCUGAACGCCCUGGAGAAGAGCCAGGGUGACCUGGAGAACAAACUGGGUUCCAUGCAGGACCGGCACCAGCAGGACGCCAGCAGGCUGAAGGUGGAGCUCGCUCAGGCCGAGAACCGCACCAAGAACCUGCAGAAAGAGUAUGAGGACACUCAGAGCCAGCUGUCGGACCUGCGGCAGAGGUAUGAGCAGACCGAGCAGGAGAAGCGCUCCAUUAAUGAAGAGCUUGACCAGUGCAAGGUCAAUCUGAAGCUGCUGCAGGAGCAGGGCAAGAAUCCAUCCAUAUUGCAGCCUGUCCAAGCCAUUUUCAUCGGCCUUAUCCUGGCUUUGCUGUAUUGGUGCUUCGGCCAAAUGUGGUAGAAAGAGCGGUUGGAUGCCCUGGAUGCCGGUGGUCGCCGUCAUGGUCGCCGUGACGGCAGUGGUGCUGUAUCCCAGCCUAUCCAAGAGCUCGUCCUGAGGCAGAUAACCAAUCACAACGCAGCACAGCUCACACUGUCACCCCAAUGUCAUGUUUUAAUCCUGAGGCCUAUUCUAGACUCAUUACCUCGGAAUGUGAGAAUGCAGCACCAGGGUCUCCAGCGUGUCUGUAUAAAGUGCAAAUGUACAUAUUAUAGAAAAAGAGGGGGUAUAAAUGGUCUAACUUCUGCUAUAGAUUAAAUAAAUAUAUAUGCUUUUUUUCAGUUAGAUGGGAAUCUUGAUAAUUAAAGUGGCCUAAACUAGGCUCUCCCUCGCCCCCCCCACCCCCCCUUUUCUUCCUCAUGGGUACCAAAUGUUUUCUGUUCACGUUUUUUUUUUUUUUGUGUGUGGUUUGCCAUGUUAGAUGUUAAUGUGGUAUUCCGAAUAGAUGCAAAGCCAAAUUAUAAUCUUAAAAGAUUGGGCACAAAGAGGUGAAGUGCCUGAUUUUAACUACUACUAGAUACGUGUAAACACUUACACGCGUGCGCGCAGACACAUUUUUGUCCUCAGUGAAGUGCCACUCAUGCUCCACUAAUGCGGUGUUUCAUUCGGUCGAAACGUCUGGAAAUUGUUCAGUCCUGUAUGCUGUGAUUUGUGCGUUCCAACCGACCUGUUAUACCAACAAGCAGCACAGUAAGGUCAUUGUACUCUAGCGUAGUUUUUUUUGUAUUGUGUACUUAAAAGGAUAUAAUCUCGAGAGACACUACAGGACUUUUGUGUGAGGUGGUGAAGAACAUGGACUUGGGUAUAUUGUAGCUUUUAAGAACACACUGUCCUGCCAUUAGGACUUGGUGGGACUCUCUCGCGCUCUCUCUCUCUCGCUCUCUCUCUCGCUCUCUCUCUCGCUCUCUCUCUCUCUCUCUCUUUCCCCCCGUUUUGAACAUUCAGGCUCGUCAUUGAGCGCUGCAGUUCCUUGAUCAACAUAUACAUACCGUUUUUCAGUACCUCCUGAACAAGGCUCUGAGAUCUCGCUGCCUUAUCUGUAACACGGAGAUCUAGCUCUUCUUUUAGAACGAAUCGGUAAAGUCUUUAAAGUGAGGGGGGUUUUUGCUUUGUUUAAAUGUCUCUUUAACUGAAGCACAGUACUACGGAAUGGAUUUCUUUACGGUGUAAUGAACAGGUUAACGGGAAUAAUUUAAAUGGUCAAACUUGGGAGUUGGAAUUGAGCAGUGUAUGUGCUGGAGAGAAAUAACCAAUGAUUUAAAAUGGUGUUGGUUCACGUUUUGUCUGCUGCGCUGUAAAUAAACUCUCGGUCAUGGAGCAAAUGGCCUAACGUUCCACCUUGUCAAUAAAUGUCCUUUUUAUUUUAUUUUUGAACUGCAAAACUAACUAAAAUCAUCUAUGGGAAUUUAAAAAACAAAACAAAAAAAAACAAACAAAUGCAAAGCAUGGUGUAGCACAGAGAGGUUCACUCUGCAAGUUCCCCAAAGCAUCAAAAGUCAUCUCUGAGCACUUUGUCUUUGAGAACUUUUCAUUUUUAUUUUUAUUUUUCAAGUUUCAUAUCAGACUUUAAAAGCUCUUCCUUCACACACAACUAAGGCACGAUAAGAACGUCUGACCUUGGCAUUGUUUGUAAAUAUGUAUGUACGAAUGUACGUGUGUAAAUGUAUAUAAUAUUCACAAAUAAAGUUGAAUAUCAGUGGCACUGAU
This is a messenger RNA of Ictalurus furcatus (blue catfish), 5522 nucleotides long. RefSeq names its product sarcolemma associated protein a (gene slmapa). The record is from RefSeq and is a predicted model, not a curated record. The transcript is spliced from 24 exons. Lineage: Eukaryota; Metazoa; Chordata; Actinopteri; Siluriformes; Ictaluridae. Gene Ontology annotation, biological process: regulation of voltage-gated sodium channel activity; regulation of membrane depolarization during cardiac muscle cell action potential; protein localization to plasma membrane. The coding region runs from base 1215 to 3776 and encodes 853 amino acids. Gene Ontology annotation, molecular function: protein binding.